AUGUGGACCACUCCGACCUCAAGCGAGCUGGACGGGCUGGACAUCAUGUCGUUUUGCUUUAACUUCGACCUCCCAAAAAACACAUCAUCCGACAGCAACGCGGGUGUAAUUGAUCUACACAGCGGAAAUAAAGACAAUGACGCUGAACGAGUGAUGGGCCAGAUCAACUCCCACCAUUUCCUGUCCGACAUCUCCACGAGAGAGAAAAACUUGAGAAAAAUCCUAGAAGAACCGUUCAACGAGGCCCCCAUUCUGGAGAUCGUCCAGUCUCACCACGGCUCUGCUGGGUCCCAACUGGGGAGCGGUUCCGGUCUGCAGAAGAGGAAAUACAGCGUGGCAUUCCUGGAGAGCAACGUGGACAAAUCCACCUCCCAGGAUCCUCCGCCUUUGCUCUACAGCAGCAAAAAACCCUUCCUGGCCGAGCAGAGCCAGCACGCUCCAUCCAUGUACCCCUCGGACGUCCUCCCCCAGAACCUGCACACCGGCCCCAGCCACAGCCAGCUCCUGGACGCUGCGGCCCAUCACUUGGUGGGCUUGGGGCCCAGCUCCGGCCACCACUCAGGGAACUUAUUCCCAUCUCCUCACUUCCCCAGCGGAGCUGCGUCGCAACAAGCCAUGUAUAAAGGGAGGAAAGUACUGAUGUGCACGCUGAAUAACUGCUGCUGCUCCGGGGCUCCGGCGGCUCACGCGCAGCCCGCGUACCCGGCGCCGGACUCCUUCCCUUCCAUGACCUCUCAGGAGUUCUCCCCGCACCCGCCGCUCCCCGUAAGUCAGCCGCUGCAGCAUUUUCCCAUGAGAGGGUUGAUGGAAACUUCACAGACUGCCCGGCACCCCGACUUCUACGGGCUGUACGGCCAGUCUUCAACCAAGCAUUACGGGACCAAGUAACGAACCGGAACCAGGGUUUGUAUGGAGCCAAAUCAGGGCCAAAAGUUUUGCAAAUUUGAAAAUAAAAUUUGAACCUGAAAAUUUUUU
This is a messenger RNA of Cololabis saira (Pacific saury), 975 nucleotides long. RefSeq names its product E3 ubiquitin-protein ligase TRIM8-like. The coding region runs from base 1 to 888 and encodes 295 amino acids. The record is from RefSeq and is a predicted model, not a curated record. Lineage: Eukaryota; Metazoa; Chordata; Actinopteri; Beloniformes; Belonidae. The transcript has 3 exons.